Molecule: messenger RNA, 4860 nt
Organism: Anarrhichthys ocellatus (wolf-eel)
Lineage: Eukaryota; Metazoa; Chordata; Actinopteri; Perciformes; Anarhichadidae
Gene: hs6st1a
Product: heparan sulfate 6-O-sulfotransferase 1a
Exons: 5
Coding region: 372-1658 (428 amino acids)
Cellular component (GO): membrane
Molecular function (GO): heparan sulfate 6-sulfotransferase activity
Source: RefSeq, a predicted model, not a curated record
AGAGACCUUGAAAAGGUAGGAUUCGCGCUGCAUCCUGGGUACAUAGCUCCAUGGUGAUGCAGUGUGCCUGUUUGUGUAGACUGGAAACCCAGAGUAAAGUAAACGGGGGAGGGUCGUCAACGGGGGGGCUUUCAGCGAGUUACAAUGCGUCUUUCACGGUGUUGAGCGGUCUCGGUGCACGAUGAGCCAACUUCGCCGGUCGUCUCGAAGCGGAAUGAGUCAGUCCUGAGCCCCAGUAAACGAGUCCUUCUUUUGGCGGAGGGGGAGACAGAGAGAGAGAAGCGAGCAUGCAGAAGCCGAGCGCCCCGCUCCCUGUGGUCGGCUUGACUGGGAAAUGGUAGCGUACUGUAGGAGCCGCACUUGGAAGGAACAUGGUCGAGAGGAGCAGCAAAUUCUUGUUGAUCGUCGUCGGAUCCGUGUGUUUCAUGCUGAUCCUCUAUCAGUACGUGGCUCCCGGGGUGAUCAAUUUCGGCUCCCCGCACGGUUAUUUCACGGAAGAAGACGAGGGGGACAUCUUCCCCACUCCGGACCCCCACUACGUUAAGAAAUACUACUUCCCCGUCAGGGACCUGGAGAGGACGAUCGAUUUCCAAAUCAAAGGGGAGGACGUGAUCGUGUUUCUGCACAUCCAGAAGACCGGCGGGACUACCUUCGGGAGGCACCUGGUCCAGAAUGUCCGCCUGGAGGUCCCCUGCGACUGCAGACCGGGCCAGAAGAAGUGUACCUGCUACCGGCCGAACCGCAAGGAGACCUGGCUCUUCUCCCGGUUCUCCACCGGCUGGAGCUGCGGCUUGCACGCCGACUGGACCGAGCUCACCAACUGUGUGCCGGGGGUCCUCAACAAGAAGGAGAACAAACAGAAAAAUCUAAGGAAGUUCUACUACAUCACUCUGCUGAGAGACCCUGUGUCUCGAUACCUCAGCGAGUGGCGGCAUGUGCAGCGGGGAGCCACAUGGAAAACCUCCCUGCACAUGUGCGAUGGACGGACGCCCACGCCCGAGGAGCUGCCCUCCUGCUACGAGGGCUCCGACUGGUCGGGGUGCACCCUGCAGCAGUUCAUGGACUGUCCCUACAAUCUGGCCAACAACAGACAGGUUCGUAUGCUAGCGGACCUGAGCCUCGUCGGCUGCUACAACAUGUCCACGGUUCCAGAGAAGAAGAGGGCCCAGCUUCUCCUGGAGUCGGCCAAGAAGAACCUUCGAGACAUGUCCUUCUUUGGUCUGACAGAGUACCAGAGGAAAACCCAGUUCCUGUUCGAACGAACCUUCAGGUUGCGCUUCAUCCGGCCUUUCAUGCAGUACAACAGCACCAGAGCUGCAGGGGUGGACUUGGACAACGCUACGAUCCAGCGUAUAGAGGAGCUGAAUGAGCUGGACAUGGAGCUCUACGACUACGCCAGGGACCUGUUCCAGCAGCGCUACCAGUACACGAGGCAGCAGGAGAGGCGGCAGCAGCGCAUCAAGAACCACAUGCAGCAGAGCCACCAGGGCCUGGGCCUGGGCGUCAGCCUGUGGCCCUCCCACGGCCGGCAGAGCUCGGUGUCGACGCUGGAGGACGGAGAGGGGGAGCGGGAGGAGGGCGAGGAGGGAGGCAGAACCGAGGAGGCGGGCGGCAGGCUCCCCACCGAGGACUACAUGAACCAGAUCAUCAACCGCUGAGAACGACAGCCAAUUACAGAAUCCAAAUCUCACAUAGGUGCGAAAGAAUCAAAGGCAGGGAGAGGAGGAGGAGUGAGUCCGCUGCAGGUUGUUGCCAGGAACCGUGCUGUGUGAGCGACGAGCACUUUGGAAACCUGAACUCAGAAAAAUGCUUGAGACGGGAGUUGUGGAACUACUGGGUCACCUUGGCAAUAGUGAGCCCUUAAUGUGCUGGUGGUGGCAUUUUAAAUUUCUCCGAGCUGCGUUGUAAAAGCGUCGGUCUCAAACAAGACUCCUUCCCACCUGCUGAAAGGGCACACGCAGCGCCGGUGACCUGCAGUUCAUUGGUUUGACCGGUUAUUACCCUGAAGAAGGCACGGGGCGAGGUAGCAGUGCCUCUAUGUACUGAGAUCACAGUUAACAUAAUUAUGUCUGCAUUAUUCUACAUUUCUCUGACUACUCGUGUGUCUGUGGCUGAGUGUGUGUAUAUAGUAUGUACAGUACGCCUUUGAUUGGCGUAUGUGUAUGCCUUUGUAAAUAGUGUGCCUGACUGAGAGAGGAUGCCUGAUGAGUUUUUGUGAAUGACAGGUUCCAUGACCAAUUAUCUUGCCAUUUGUUUUGGUGGUGGUGCUGGUGGUGCUGGUGGAGGUGGAGGGGCGGGGCAACAAAGUCCCUCCAACUGCAUGUCACAGCAGUGUGACCGUUGCGGUGAUGCAAGCCAAUAAUACUCCCCUCUGACCUCUCCUUUAACAUUUUCCUUCCCCCCCCUUUUCUUGUCUCCUCCCAGUGACGUUGCGCAUGAGGACUGUAUCACUAGAAAUGAUCCAAAUCCUAAUUUCUACUUUUAAAAAAAUCUGCGUGUGUGACACGUCUUUACUCAUGACAGCAAAUUCUACAAGUAGGGUUACAAGGCGGCUCCACCAAUUGCACCAUUUCUUGUUUUUUUUUACCCAAUCAGUAAUUUUGACUUUGGUAUUUUUAAUUUGUCAAGCGCUUGUGUUUCUGUUUUUUUUACAGAAUUUGAUUCGGCAGGUUCUCGUUUGGUAAAAUAUCCUCCUUCACUGAGCUCUGAUCCUCACCUCAUCUCUUAUUGAAUGUAUCGUCUCUCCUGCUCUGUAGAACACACGUAGAGAGCUUUUGUUAUAACGACAAACGGAAAGUAGACCCAUUUGUGAUCUCAGCACUCUGUACAUUACUCUGUCAUAAGCUGACACAGCGUUCCCUACGCAAACCUUAGGGGAGAAUCUAAACUUUAUUUUUUUUAUUAGUCAUCCAGCAGCAGCUGCGGGAAUUUGUUGUAGCCCUACAUGUGUCAGCUAAGGGCAAAAUUCACAUUUAAAUCUUAUCUUCACAUAGAUUGUGACGGCAUGACCCGAGCAGCUGACUUAUAGAGGAAGGUUGCGGAAAAUAUCAUUUAAAUGCUGGUUUCAUCUCAGCUAAACAUUUUAUCAGUCAAAAUAAAAAUCACUUUGGAGACGCAAACCUGCUACAGGAUAAAACUCACAAUCUGACUUUAGAUCUAUGUAGGAAACACACUCUGAAUUAUUUAUUAAGUAACGUACAGAGUACUGAGUUCUCAGAUUAUAGAUUAUACAAGAUGAAUCCAAGAAACAUUAAUUCGAUAAUGGCAAAAAUUAAACUUUGUCUGUACUCAACCAAAGAUGGUUUGUGGGAGAAAAGAAUAGAACGUGUGGGUUGUAGUUCAACAAAACCAACAAAGUGGUUAUUCUUCUCUCGAGAAUCUGUUAUGAUUGCAUCACGUUCAUUUCAACAUUUCCAUGAAAAUAUUUCAAAAUUAUCCUUUUAAUAGUUCUGUAUCAGGACUUCCAGCAUUCUGAGCAAGUUGCUUGCUAAACGUGGGUUGUAAAGUAAAAAAAAAAGAAAAGCAUCACUUGUUAUUUCAAUGUGCCAGAUGCAUUUAAACAACACUUCGUUUGUUAUCGUAGUAAUCUCAUUUUAGCGGCGCUUUGUAACACAUUUCUGUCACCUCGGCUAACGAAAGGUGAUAACAGAGUUUUCAUUCAGACUCUAAACUGAAGAAGGUUCAAUAAGGGACUCAAAAAGGAUUCAGAUUUCAUUUGCAAAUUUAAUACUGAAUUCAUACUCAAUGAAAUGUUAUCCAACCCCAAAAAAAUCAGAGCAAUAAAAUGGAAUGUCAAGAAGACGAAGCUGGAGAAAGAGAAUGUAAAAGUGGGGAGAAGAUGCGUCCAGCACGAUUCAAUUCAAAUGAAUGUAGUUUGGUGUCAUCCAGGGAGGCAAUGGGAGGAUGCAAGCUUCCUUUGGAAAAGGAUCAAUAAUAUGUUGCACCCUGCUGUUAACAAUAGAUUUUUACGUCUGAAGGAAGAAGACGCCAGCAAUUUAGCCGCCCACCACCCUCCUUGUUAAAUUUCAACUAAUCACCCUGCAUCCUCAGCGUCUCUCCUUUUGAUCAGCGCCUUUCAAAUCAGGGAUGAUUCAUGAAGGGAAGGAGAGGAACAAGGGGGGGAUGAUGAAAGCUAUUGGGAUGCAUCCAGUGUCAAUAUGCUGCUUUUUGUGUAGCCUUCAAAGUAACGCAAAUGGAUAUGGGAAGAGAGAUCUCCCUCUUUUUUUUUUUUUUUUUGUUUCAUAUUAACUUCCCCGUCAUUGUUUUUUUUUUUUUUAAUGAAACCAAUGACUUGAAAACACUGCAGCUCCGGGCAUUUUGCCCACAAACCUCCUUUUUUCUUAAAGUCAGACUUGCGUAUUUGGCUCCAAACCAAUAUCUGACUCUGCAUUAGUGGUUAAAGAGAGAAUACAAAACUGAUUCUCUACCUUCAGAGUGAUGUUUUUAUUUUCGGCGUUUCAGUUUCAAGCGACCAUCACACUUGAAGCGGUCCUCAAAAAAUGACUCCCCGUCACCUGAACAGUGUGUGAAAGACAAAAUCCUUUCACAGAAAUUCUUCCAGGAAUUAAUGCCGUAAAGCUAUACUCAAACAUGUUAUGUCUCAUCACUAUGUAUAUCUGAUGUCUUAACAGCGUUUGCUUUGUGACAAUGAAGCAGCCCAUGUGUCGCUAACGUCAUCCCUUUUGUUAUUUUAUUUUUUUUAAAAGAGGUGUUGAAAACUGUGUGAUAGAGACUUGUUCUUUUGGAUUGGUGUGCAGUCUGUCUCUGGCUCCUUCUGUAUGCAUCAUUCUGGGUUUGUUUCUUAUGAUUGCAAAAAGAUGAAUCAUCAAGCCACCGAUUAAAAUAUUUCAUUUUUACAGA